This is a messenger RNA of Closterium sp. Naga37s-1, 1866 nucleotides long. NCBI's taxonomy places the organism in Eukaryota, Viridiplantae, Streptophyta, Zygnematophyceae, Desmidiales, Closteriaceae. The record is from the annotation of a GenBank genome assembly.
AUGAUGAAAAACAAGGUCCGGCGCGCCGCUGGGCUUGGGCGCAUGCUACUGGUGGGCGAUUCCAUUAUGGGCAAUCUGUACGAGUCGCUACUGUGCUCCAUUUACACGGGCGGACACGAGGCGGAGUCUCUGUCAGAACACUAUCGCCCCUCGUUUCUCUCACCCAUUCUCCUCUCCUUGCCCUCGCUCCCCGACCACUCACUCUUUCCUUUCUUCCCUCCGGACCCCUCCGCACUCCCCCGUAACCCCUCCGACCCACAGAGAGGCCACAAGCCGCUGAACAGCGUGAAGGCGAUUUUCUUCCCGACGUUCAACUUCAGCGUCGCCUACUACUUCUCGCCCUACCUCAUGGAUGCGUUCCAGCAGCAGGCCAACGGCGCCAAGCGCGGCGGCGCGCACGGUUACGUCGUGAACGUGACGUCAGUGCACCCCGUUGUGGUGCGCCUGCUGCCCAUGUAUGACGUGGCGGUCUUUUCGUCCGGCACCUGGUGGCUGCAGAACGUUCCGGGAAGGAAGCAGCCGAAUACUUUUAUGGUGAACGGGGUGGUGCAGCAGAACAUUACGAAUAUCGAGGCGUUUAAAACGGGGUUAAAAACCCUCGCGAAUCACGUGAAGCAGUCGAAUUUCUCGGGAAUCCCGUUCUUCCUGACCUUCAAUCCCAAGCACGGCCCCGUUAUGCGCACAGCACGGGGGGAUGGGGCGUGCGGCGCAGUGCAACCCAUCGGUCCGAAGGGCGCGUUCAAAUGGUACGAGUCGAUACGAACAGCGGAGGAGUAUUUCAAGAUGCAGCGACGCGUGCUAACGAGCAGCAGCAACAUGCGGGUCGUGAAAGAAUUCAGGAGGAAAAAGACAGGCACAGCUGUGCGCUCUGUCCGUAAUCAUCGCUUGACUAUCCGCGCAACUCCGCUGGCAUGGGGGUGGGCGCGACGAUACACCGCUGCCACGGGAAGAACCAUAGCCAACCAGACCGCCCCACCUGCACCUCCUCCGCUUGAGACAUCGGUGCAGCUGUUUGGACCGUCCUUCAGGCACAGUGUGGCACGCUCCUGGAACACGGCAGUUGACUCCUCCCUUGGUGCGCUGGCCGCUGCCCUUAGGCCCAUGGCACCUGCUCCGCCGACCAACGCGCAGCCGUAUCCGAACCAGCUUCCGAACCAGAUGUACGCGGGCCCGUACCAGGCCGCAAACGGAGGUUCGGCAGCAGGAUUCACAGGGCCGGGCGGGAUCAGCGCGCAGUACCCGGCAGGUCAACCUCCCGGUAUGGGCGCGCAGUGGAAUAGCGCGGGCGGGGCCGGCGGUGCGGGCGCGUAUGGAUCGCCUGCCGGUGCCGCGACGACGGCAGGAUGGUCGUCCGCACCGCCUCCCAUGUCCCCUUCCCAUCGGCUCAAGCCCCCACUCCCCCUUUUCAACGCCCCUCUGCUCCCUACCCCCAAAACCCCUCCUUUUCUCAAAACCCCCCUUAUCCCCCGAACCCUGCGUUUGCCCCUCCGCCCAUGGCGCCCCCUCCUUCCCCGGUCGCCGGAGGUCCCCCUCAUUCUUCCGCCCCCCCUCCCUCGCCAGGCGCCCCUGGUCGGCCAGGAUGGGGGGGAAGGGGGGAUGGGGGCAGGGCAGGCGGCGGGGGAGGGAGAGGGGGGUGGAGGGAUGGGGAAAGAGGAGGAGGGAGAGGAGGCGGAGCGAGGGGCAGGGGCGGGGAAAGAAGUUGGCGUGGCGGUAGAGGUGGGGAGGGGCGGGGGUUUGGAGAGGGAAGAGGUGGGGGGAGAGAGGGCAGGGGGAGAGGGCAAGGGGGGAGGUGUGGCGGGCGGGGGGGGUGGGGGGAGGGCAGGCGGGAUGGGGAGGGUAGAGGGAGAUUUGGGGGCAACAGAAUGA